AUGGAUGCUUUACACGAACUCUCUGAAGACUUUCUAACAUGCUGCAUCUGCUUGGACAGAUACAAGAAUCCAAAACAGCUACCAUGUUUGCAUUCUUUUUGUCGAGAUUGUUUAUCGGAUCAUAUCAAAGCAAAUGAUACAGGGGGUUUGAUAGCCUUCCCGUGUCCAGAAUGUCGAAAA
Molecule: messenger RNA, 180 nt
Organism: Lottia gigantea (owl limpet)
Lineage: Eukaryota; Metazoa; Mollusca; Gastropoda; Lottiidae
Exons: 1
Biological process (GO): positive regulation of DNA-templated transcription
Cellular component (GO): chromatin; nucleoplasm
Molecular function (GO): ubiquitin-protein transferase activity; metal ion binding
Source: RefSeq, a predicted model, not a curated record